UUAAUGCCUUCUCUCUUUUUACAAGUCGCUUUCUCUCUCUUGACUUGACCUCACGUCUCCCAACGCCAUGGCGGCCCAAGCCCUCGCCGGCGAUCGAAUCAACGAGCACCUCAGUGACCUAGAAGCGCAGAGAGCUCUCCUUGACAACUGUAUCUUCCUAUGGAAGUCCCUCUCCAACCACUGGAACGCCCUCCACCUAACAGUCGCCGAACGAUCCCAAGCCUUCGACGCCGAUCUCCAAUCUCUCGACUCGAGAACCCAACGGGCCCUCGAUUCCAUCUCCGGGCGCGAAUCUUCUCUCUGCGACCGUGAGUUCAUCGCCGCUGCCACCAUUCGGGAACGACGUGAUGCCGUCCUGGCUGAGAUCGAGCAGCCCGACGCCCGCGGCCCUCCCGCCGCGAAAUCCGAUCUCCGCGGUCUUCUCCGUUGGUACGCGCGACGCAUGGACUCAGCUGGGCUGUGGCGCUUUGUCGCAUCGCGCCGCAAGGCCCUCUGCUUGCUCUGGAGGGAGAUAACCGACGCCAUAGAUGAGUCGGUCGACCCCCCGCGGCUGGUAAUCGACGCAGUGGAGGACUUCCUGAUCCACCCUAUCGAGGAUGGCAAAGAUCGGAACUGGGCUCUAGGGAUGCUGCUUCAUUCGCUGCUCGGUUCAGAUGGGACAAAGUGUCCAGAUGUAGCAGAAAGUAUCAGGGAGAGGGCAGUUACUGUGGCUGAGUCGUGGAAGGAAAAGUUUGUCCUGAAGACUGAGGAAGGAGAAAGGGAAGAACCAAUGGGUGGUUCGGAGGCACAAAUAUUCCUUCAGAUGGUGGCAACCUUUGGACUGAGGUCACGUUUUGAGGAGGAUUUCUUGUUGAAGUUGAUUACGGAACAUGCUUCCAGAAAAGAAAUGGCUAAGCUUGCUACUGCAAUGGGAUUUAGAGAGCAAUUGUCAGUUGUCAUUGACAAGUUGAUAAAGACUGAAAAGGAGAUUGAAGCUAUUUACUUUGUUCAUCAGUCUGGUUUAAUCGAUCGUUUUCCCCCUGAGUCCCUUCUCAAAAUGCAUCUCGAAUCCUCCAAGAAAAAAUCCAAUUCCAUAUUAAAGGAUGGCAAUAAUUCACCUGGUGCAUUGCAAGAGUCGAGCAAUCUGGAGAUAACUGCUUUAAGAUCCAUAAUGAAGUGUGUGGAGAUUUGCAACCUUGAAUCCAAGUUCAACACCACUGAGAUAAAAAGGCGUCUUGCAGUAUUGGAGAAAGCCAAGGCCAAUAGCAAGAAGCCUGCAGUUUCAAAGAAAUCUCAUGGCAAGCGACCUAUAUCGAUAGGUGCGACUGCUCCAUUUCAUCGUGCCAAAGCAGCCAGGACAUCAAAUACGCCUCAUGCUUCUUUCAGUCGGCAUCCACUCGCCUCUCGUAUCCCACCAGCUCAUCAUUCCUAAGGCUUCACAGGUCGGAGUGGAUACGAUGGCCCUGGUUCUGCAUCCUAUGCAACUGCAGGUCACAGCCAGAGUCCAGCCAGUGCGACACAAUGGAUCAUAGGGAACACAACAUUGCUGGGCAAGCACCUUAUGUUAUGGAGGAUCUACCAUCAGUUAUGGCGGAUACAAAACUAACCCUCAAUGUCACUGGGAUAGCCAUCAUAUCCACUUUGAGCCUCUCCUCUGUCAUGACUUGUGUCCAUUAUCUUUUUACUGAAUGAGUCUGUAAGUUAUAUAGGUUGCCAAACAUGGUCGUAGGUUGCAGUAUUUCUGUUGUACGAGUGAAGUGGUAGAGGUCUUGCUUAAGGGAAUGAUUUAUAAUUAUAGCGAACGUGAUGUUUAGGUAUAACUUGUUGGAAUGAGCAGUUUAUAAAAUUAUUGUUUCUAAAAA
Zingiber officinale is the source of this 1841-nucleotide messenger RNA. Its product is annotated as FRIGIDA-like protein 4a. Bases 68 to 1411 code for a protein of 447 amino acids. The transcript is spliced from 3 exons. The record is from RefSeq and is a predicted model, not a curated record. Lineage: Eukaryota; Viridiplantae; Streptophyta; Magnoliopsida; Zingiberales; Zingiberaceae.